This is a messenger RNA of Hypoxylon fragiforme, 2543 nucleotides long. RefSeq lists its product as uncharacterized. Lineage: Eukaryota; Fungi; Ascomycota; Sordariomycetes; Xylariales; Hypoxylaceae. The transcript has 2 exons. The coding region runs from base 1 to 2334 and encodes 777 amino acids. The record is from RefSeq and is a predicted model, not a curated record.
AUGGAAAAAUUCCUUCCUAUCCCUGCUAAGACCCUUGUUCCUAACAAUGACUUCGCGAUACCACAAUUCAAUCAACCUGUGUACAAGACUCCGAUCCAAAUACCUCUACCCGUGCAAUACAUCUCACCAGAAUUAGCCCGAACGAAGAUUCGAUCAUUGGCCACAUACAUUUUGGGCUGCUGGGAAUCCCUGAAAAGCGUUUUUGGUCAGCAUGGACAAAUGAUCCAAACCCGCUGGGUCGAGAUGUCUAUCCCCCAACGCAAGGCUAUAUUAACCAAGGUCUGGCCUAAAAUACCAAUUGUACAUCGCCCCGACCUCGCAGCUUGGAGACUUGAGCACAUCAGCCCAACUCCAGCCGACUCUACAGAUCACUGCCCAUAUAUGUGGCCCCAUCUCAACCUCGAAGACCUUUCUCAGCCUACGCCGCUCUUGCUGAUGCUCAAUUCGAGGACAGAGCAUCCACCACACACCUUUGUAUAUAUGGAUGUCACAAAAAGUACGUUUGGCCACCGCUAUAGACGCCUCACGUUCGAAUCAGUUCACAAUCACUUUAUGGUGUUCAAGGAUCGCGAAACGGCUGAGACUUACGGUCAACUCUACAGCAAUGAUGACCCCGAUGGCAUCGCAGAAAUAGCAGUAUAUCAAUAUAUCUAUACUCCCGAAAACGGACUCAGGGCUAUGGAAAUUCAAUUAUGUAUUUAUUGCCUUCUUGACGACGUUUGCCGGGAAAUUAUGUGCGCUGUUCCAGCAGAAGAUGUUCCAGAAAAAGAUGUCGUGGGAAGUUACUUGCCAUAUCAACCUGCACCUGAGGUGAUUUUAAACCAGAUGGACUCUGACGAGGUUGAAAGCCUUGCCGUUGCGUCGUUAGAAGCUUUAUAUGGAGCACCAUCCCACCUUAAUCUUAAUCGUAUGGAGGCGCUUGUCAAGGCAAAGCUAUCGAGCGCAGAGAACCACCUCUGGGCCUUGAGAGAGAACCCGGUAUUUACCGAUAACGCAAAAGACGUAUUCUGGGGGCGAGUCUUCAGCACCAUCAUCUGCAGCGCCUUCUUGGAAGUUGACAUCCUUCAUGAGCUAAGCCAUAAGAUCAUCCAUCUAAGCCUACUUGCAGACAUGUUUCAGGUCACGUUUGCCCCCCAGGAGGAGAUACAACAAGAGCUCAUGGGUCCAUUUUGGGAGCUUCAGUAUAUAGUACGUUUCUGCGCAAGCGGAAUUCUAGGGAGUGGAUUUCUCAGGGAAGCCAUUUGUAGUUCACCCGCCACACGAAUGUUUUACCGUUUCAACAAACUGGGUGCCAAGGCAGAUGUUACGCUCUGUCCCGAAGUUCAUCGGACUGAAGCCGAAGAUUAUCUGGUCUGGCUUUUGACUCACCUCUCGGACAACAUUCAUCAUUGGGACUUCGGCGGCAGGACUAUCUCGGUCGAGCUUGAACUAUUCCUCAAGAACAACCCCGCAAUGUACCAAUAUGUAAGUCCUUGGAUAAACCGCCAUGUGUCGCUCAUUGGUCUCCUUGGGGAAUUUUUGGGUCAGCUUGAGGAUGUUCAUCCCAACGAUUUAGCUUAUGCGUCUUAUUUCACUGAGCACAGUGCGAGGCUUACGCAUGCUUUUUUUGAAGAACACCAACCCAUGUACGCGUUGCUAUGUAUGAGCGAUGUGGAAUGGACCGUAUUGGCCAAUCGUUUCCUGUGGUUUACGGAGGAAAGGUUCGAGUACCCUUUUGAGCAGCCUCCCACCAUAGAAACGGUCGACAAAAUGAGGCAAGCAGAGCUGUACAUGGACACGUUCUGGGAAUCACUAAUCGACCAUUUAGAGAACAUCAGUCCCAAGUGGAAUGGCCUCCCAUUACGGGUGCAGCAUCUUUUUCGAAGCCGCAGACUACGGAGGACUAAGCCGUGGAAGAACAUGACAUCUCCCAUGGCAAUAGAAUCAUCUUCAAUAUCAUCAGGCUCCUCGUCAUCUGAUAAAAAUCCUACCUUUCGUGUCGAUGAGCGCUCUCUCAAGGUGUUCCACACUCUGCUCUACGAGGGACGCGAUCUUUCCCGACUAGAGAGCAUAGGCUGGGACGACUUCGUCUACGCCAUGAAGUUCAUGGGCUUCGCCGUCGAAAAAUUAUUUGGGUCGUCGUGGUUCUUCAGGCCCACCGAAGAGGUAUUGUGGCGACCCGAAGACAUCAUGGUCGAGGAAGUGCCAAGCGUGAAUGGCAAGAUGGUGCUCGUGGGGGCUAGAGUGCUUGGGGAUCACCUCAAGGCCCGUUUCGGAUGGGAGCGCAGUAUGUUCGUGCUGGCUGUCCCCGAAUCCGAGGCAAGCACUUCUCAGGUAAAUGUUAGUGGAGCGUGAUGAUGGGAUUUGUUUCACUUGGCUUAUUGAGGCUACCUGUUCUGUUCUACUCUUCAUGCAUAAUCAGAAGUAGGUAUAAUGUUUUCGGGAGGUGGAUGACGAGUGCAGAUGGCACUCUUCGGUCUUUCCACCAUCCCCCAGUUUAGAAAGUUUACAUAGAAGUUGCUCUGCAUGCCCUAUAUCAAGGCAUGAGUUUUUUUUUUUUACAU